Molecule: messenger RNA, 969 nt
Organism: Epithele typhae
Lineage: Eukaryota; Fungi; Basidiomycota; Agaricomycetes; Polyporales; Epitheliaceae
Product: nuclease Le1
Exons: 12
Coding region: 1-969 (322 amino acids)
Biological process (GO): DNA catabolic process
Molecular function (GO): nucleic acid binding; endonuclease activity
Source: RefSeq, a predicted model, not a curated record
AUGCGUGUCACCACCAUCGCCACCCUCCUCGCAUUCAGUGCUGGUUCUGCUUUCGCCUGGGGAAACCUUGGCCACGAGACAAUCGGGUUCGUGGCGCAGAGCUUCCUCGCUCCAAACGCGCUCUCCUUUGUUCAGACCACGCUAGGCUCGGUGUGGAACUUCUCCCUUGGGCCGGCUGCCAUUUGGGCGGACGAAGUCAAGGGCGAAACCGCGUUCAAGUGGUCCGCGAACCUCCACUUCGUUGACGCCGAGGACAACCCGCCCACAUCAUGUUCUGUGAACGAGCAGCGCGACUGCGCAAACAAUCUGUGCAUCUUGGGUGCUAUUGCAAACUACACGACUCGCGUUGUGGACACGAAGCUGGACGAUGAGCAGAUCAUGGAGGCGCUCUUGUUCCUCGAUCACUUCCUUGGCGACAUCGGCCAACCCCUCCACGUCGAGGCUUUCGAAGUCGGUGGAAACGACAUCUCCGCCAAGUGCUCCGGCGAGUCCUCCAGCAACCUCCACGCCGUCUGGGACACCGGUAUGGUCACCAAGCACAUCGACCAGAGCCACGGCGGCACCCCACAGCAGUAUGCCACCGACCUCGUCGCCGAGAUCAAGACUGGCUCCUUCGAGUCGGAGACCGCCCAGUGGCUCGCGUGCACAAACCCGACCGAGACGCUCUCCUCGCGCGCGCUCGUCCACCCUGGCGCGCAGAUCGAGGCCGACGUGCGUGCGCUCGUGGCGCGCGCUGGGGACGCGGAAGACGCGACGAUCACCCCACUCGCGUGCCCGCUCGCGUGGGCGGCUGAGUCGAACGCGUUUGACUGCACCGUUGUAUUCAACUUCACCACCGGGGAGGACCUGUGCAGCGGCGCGUACUUCAACGCGGCGAUCCCCGUGAUCGACCUCCAGCUCGCGAAGCAAGGGUUCCGACUUGCCGCGUGGCUCAACGUUCUGUUCGACGGCUCCACCAUGCUUCCUUGA